UGUUGUGUUUUUCGGGGGAGUUGGCAGCUUUGACAUUUGGGCGACACGACUUGACUUUGAACUAAUUUAAACAAUUUAAUGUAAAUUUUUAUUAGAUUUGUGACGAUUAAUCUAAAUAAAUGUGCAGAGUGAAAUGCUUAAAAUGAACAUAACCUGCACUCGCAUUUUGUCAGCGCUUAAUCAAAUGCUUGAGUUGGCUCUUACUCAAGUGCUCUUUGUAUUAUAAAUCAGAUAAUACGCAAUGGAUGUCCAGACAAGUCGCAUGGUCCCCGACGGUGGAUUUGGCUGGGUCGUGGUCGCCGCCGUGGCCGUCAUCAAUAUGACGAACCAGUCGAUAUUAUCGGUGUUUGGACAACUAUUCGUGGGAGAACUGCAACGCUUGAAUGAGGACACAUUCACCGCAGCACUUAUAACCAAUCUCAACAGUUUGGCCUUGAACUUCUCCGGCUUAUUCAUUGGUCCGGCCAUCAAGAGCUUUAAGCCACGGAAUGUUGCUGCCACAGGAUGUGUAAUGGUUUCCUUCGGCUUGGCCUUGUGCUCGAUGGCAACCCAGACCUGGCACUUUAUUGUUGGCUAUAGUUUCUUUGUCGGAUUUGGACUUGGCCUGAUUUCCCCAUCUACUUUCAUGGCCAUUAACUCCUACUUCAGCAGCAAGCGAGGACGUGCAGUGGGCUUCUCAUUGGCCGGAGCUGGCAUGGGUCAGGUCUUCAUUCCCCACAUGGUGCGUUACUUCCUGCACAACCAUGGCUUCCGUUUCGCAGUCCUUGCCAUGGCUGCCUUAUCACUGUUUGGGUUGCUGGGAGCCAUGUUUCUGAAACCCCUAAAUCCUCCAAUGAAGCACAACAAUCGCAAGCACAUGAAGCUGCUGGCAGAUAAAGAGGACAAGAAUCAGACUAGAAUUACAAUAGAACCAGCUGAAAGCAGUGUGAUUGCACCCAAGGAAAAGUCAGAGACUGUGUGCAGCAAAAUGGGACAUCGUUUAACCCAAGCCAUGGACUUGGGGCUGCUGAAGGACAUUGUUUUUUGGAGCAUUAUCGUUGGCAUGGCAUUGGUGUAUACAGCUACAAUUAACUUCACCAUGGUCUUUCCCACUUUCCUGAAGCAGACAGCUGGAUUCGACAGCCAAGUGGUGGCCAACUGCAUGUCCGUGGUGGCUGGAGCGGACAUAAUUUGUCGCCUGCUGCUGCCCUGCAUUACCGAUCGUCUGAGGAUUCCCUAUCGUGUUGUCUUCCUACUGGGGACGGCGGGAAUGCUGAUUGCCCGAGCUUGUCUGGCUCAGACUACAAAUCUGCACAUCAUCCUGGUCAUGUCUGUGCUCACUGGCAUGACCAAAUCAGCGACUGUGAUCAACAACAAUCUCACGAUCUCAGCGCACUGCCGAGCAGACAAACUAGCCGGUGGUCUGGGUCUCAGCAUGAUUUCAAAGGGUAUCAUUGUGAUAACAGUUGGUCAACUGCUUGGCUGGAUUCGGGACUAUGCAGACUCGUAUGUAAUCUGUUUAUACGCACAGAGCGUGCUGCUGCUCCUGGUCGUACUCGUGUGGACCCCAGAGAUCUAUUAUCGUUUCACUAAGCAGAAGCAAAUCACGUCGAAAUCCAUGGAGACUACUUAUAUGUCACCAGAGCAGGCGUCUAUAAACUCGCGCUCAUAGUCAACAACAAUAAUUAUAAAUGAACUGAAUCUAAGGAUGUGAUAACUACUUUAUGUCAUAGAUUUAUACUGUAUUUUUAGGCUACAUCGACUAUUUAUUAUCAUAUAGUACGUAAGGACUUGUGACUUUUUUAAUUACCCAUUGCCAAAUGAAACACAAUAGAUACAUUUAAAAAAAACCAAA
Molecule: messenger RNA, 1834 nt
Organism: Drosophila innubila
Lineage: Eukaryota; Metazoa; Arthropoda; Insecta; Diptera; Drosophilidae
Product: monocarboxylate transporter 13
Exons: 4
Coding region: 242-1651 (469 amino acids)
Biological process (GO): transmembrane transport; monocarboxylic acid transport
Molecular function (GO): monocarboxylic acid transmembrane transporter activity
Source: RefSeq, a predicted model, not a curated record